This is a messenger RNA of Manduca sexta (tobacco hornworm), 2131 nucleotides long. Its product is annotated as general transcription factor 3C polypeptide 6. The coding region runs from base 480 to 1673 and encodes 397 amino acids. Gene Ontology annotation, biological process: transcription by RNA polymerase III. The record is from RefSeq and is a predicted model, not a curated record. The transcript is spliced from 2 exons. Lineage: Eukaryota; Metazoa; Arthropoda; Insecta; Lepidoptera; Sphingidae. Gene Ontology annotation, cellular component: transcription factor TFIIIC complex.
GUCAGUUCACGUCAGUUCAGACGUUCUUUCAUUCUUUCAUAUCAUGUAUCAUAAUUAGGUAGUAGGUAGUAGGUACCUAUCUUUGUAUAUGCGUAGCAUCUAUAAUAGUAGUCUGUGGUUUAAAUUUUUAUCACAGCCUCCUUACAAGAACUACGUUGUUUUUAUCAUAUAAAUUGAUUGUGAGAUAAACUGGAUUUCAUUUUAUGCUAUACCUAGUGUUCCAAAGAGCAUUAUAGUACAUGCUUAGUGUUAAUUUCAUAUUAUAAGGACCAAGGAUAUAAGUUAUUGUAAAUAUUAUGAUUUAUUUCGAAAUACAACAUGAAUAGCGAUAUCUCAGAUUGCGAGGAAGAAUUGCUGGUGUAUGUGGAAUUUAAAGAUAAUGUAGAUAUUGAAAAUUACAAAAGUAUUCAUGUCUUGGGCGCUGAUGGCAACCGCCCUAUCGUACAAAUGGACGAUAUGUUUUUCACAGUAUCCUGGUAAUGCAAAAGAAGGUUUGCAAAAUGGAAACUUUAGAAGAAAUUUUUCAAGAUAUAAAUAGAAAAUAUGUUAAAAUUAAAUGUAACGACAGAAAAUUGAACAAUUCGGUACUAGAGGAAGCUCUUGAAAUACUUAUCAAUAAAAUGAAAAAAUAUGACAACUUAUUUUGCAGUAUGUCUCCUCGGUUAGAAUACUUAGGUAGUUAUUACGAGGGUUUACGAGUUGGUCAGCCAACAGAAUACGAUAUAAAUAUUGUUUUUAAAAUACCAGUCAAUUACAAAAAUAUAGUACUAGAUGCAAGCUGCAGCGAACAUGGUUAUACCAGUAUAAAAAUGCCUUCGGAAUUUAGAAGACUUUUUAAAAAACCUACAACAGAUAUUAAAGGAUUUAAAGAUACAGAGCUGUGGUGCAAUAAAUAUCAUUGUAUGUCUGUAAAGAGAUUUAGGUCUUGGAUGCAAAAAGUUGUAGAUGCUGCAAUCAGCACCAUUCCAAUGAAAAAUGGAAAGCACAUUAUUUGUGUGAGUGAUAAAUACUACGAAAUUUCCGCAAAAAUACAGGGCCCUGCAAACACUUUAAGUUUGACUAACAAUGGCAAGACAAUAGAUAUUGACCUUGUUCCUACAUUAGAAUUUGAAUUACCCAAAACGCCCAUAUUUUCAAAAGUUGAAUUUUCCAAAAUUGAACUUACUAAACUUAAAAAAUACUUUGUAGUGCCUAAACCCAACGGGAACGAUAUAAGCUGGAGAUUAGCUUUUCCUUUCCAAGAACGCUAUUAUAUAAAAGAUAGAAAUAAUUUAAAAAGCGCCUUAAAAAUGCUUAAAUUAUUGCGUGACGUUCAGGGUUUUAAAAAAUUAGCAAGUUAUUAUAUAAAAACCCUUUUCUUAUGGGAAAACGCAAAACAAAAUGAUGAAUUUUGGAAGCAUAAUUCUUUGUCUUUUCUUGUAUUACAUAUGUUAAGAAAACUAAAGGAUUGUUUGUGUGUUGGCAAAAUUUGUAACUUUUGGUGUCCUGAUCAUAAUCUUUUAGAAAAAGUUAAGACAGACACUUGUAGAAAUUGGUACAAUCGACUUUCGAAUAUAAUAGAUGACAUAGAGAAAAAUCAACAGAGUAACCCUCAUAUUGUGUAUAAAUAUUUUGUUGAUCACCAAUCAAUUUGUAACUACGUACCCAACGAGAAAAGACUUCGAAAAAAUUAAAACGGGCCGCUUCGCUGACAACAAUGUAAUCUCGUCUAAGGGAUCCAAUCUUGGGCAAUUCGCAUUCGAAGAAAUCUCACAGUGCUGCAUGAUUUGGGAUUGGAACUUAGAACGUUUCGGCCACAACAACAUAUAGAUAUAACAUUAAUAUAUUUAAUCUGUUUUUACAUCUGAUUGGUAAAACAAAUAUUGUACCUAAGUAAGUACUUACUCAGUACUUAUAUAACAAUGUUGUAAAUCAUCGUUGCAAAUUUAAAAUUUCUUAUGGGUAAGUACAUAAAAUUCCUUAUCGUACUCGUAAGAAACUUUAAAUUCGCAACAAUAUACCUAUGUAAAUACUUGUGCAGGUAUGCAUACAUAAUACAUACAUAGGUACUACCGGUAAAUUUGAGUUACAAAUAUGUACUUGCCUACGUAAAUCAUUAGGAUGUAAUAAAGGAAUGGAAAUGGUUUAUUAA